Messenger RNA from Lodderomyces parapsilosis, 2106 nucleotides. It is a transcript of the gene PXA2, whose product is annotated as ATP-binding cassette long-chain fatty acid transporter. Bases 1 to 2106 code for a protein of 701 amino acids. Gene Ontology annotation, cellular component: peroxisomal membrane. NCBI's taxonomy places the organism in Eukaryota, Fungi, Ascomycota, Pichiomycetes, Serinales, Debaryomycetaceae. The record is from RefSeq and is a predicted model, not a curated record. Gene Ontology annotation, biological process: peroxisome organization; very long-chain fatty acid catabolic process; fatty acid beta-oxidation. The transcript has a single exon. Gene Ontology annotation, molecular function: ATP hydrolysis activity; long-chain fatty acid transmembrane transporter activity; ATP binding.
AUGUCGGUGACAAACUCAAGACUCAGGGAUAACUCAUUGGCACUUUCCCUUUUAAAAGUGUACAGGUCCAACAGGUCACUUCUUUUAAACACAUCCUACAUCAUUCUAAUAACCGCCGCUUUCUCCGGUGCAGCAAGUACAGGAUCAUCAUCAUCAUCAUCAUCAUCAUCAGAAAAGAGCAACGACAAAUCGCAACAACAGCAACAAGUUGAUGGAUCGUCAUCACUGAACAAAAAAUCGGCACAUCCAAAGCUUUCUCGACAAGCGUUUGAUCGGUUGUUUCAUGCAAUUAUACCAACAUUUCAUGAUAAAACAGUGGGUUAUUUUAUUGCUCAUUUGGUGUUGCUAGUAACUCGUGCGUUUUUGACAUUGAGAGUAGCUACUUUGGAUGGUCAGUUGGUGGGCGCCUUGGUAUCGAAAAGGUUAAAAGUGUUUAGUAGAUACCUUUUGGCAUGGAUGUUGAUUGGAAUUCCAGCAUCGUUAAACAAUGCAUUGUUAUCAUGGACAAAACAAAAUAUGAGAAAAGCCAUCCGAGAAAAUUUAAACAAUUCAAUUUUGAAGGAUUAUUUACCAGAUAACUUGGAUACCAAUUAUUACUCAUUGAUGCAUUUGAGUGGCAAUAAAAUCACUGAUCCAAAUCAAAGAAUCACUACUGAUGUGUCAAGAUUGGCAUCUGCAUUGAGUAGUUUACCAGGGCAACUAUUGAAACCAACAUUGGACUUGGUGUUGUGUGCACGUCAAUUGAGUAAGAGUGGUGUUGGAAACGGUGAAGGUACCCUUGCGUUGGGAAUAUUGGCUCAUUUCUCGACUAUGAUUAUUCGAUUCUUUUCACCCCCAUUUGCCAAGUUGGCUAGUGAACGUGCUAAUUUAGAAGGGAAAUUAAGGUCUGCUCAUUCCAAGAUUGUUUCCAAUAAUGAGGAAAUUGCAUUUUUGCGUGGUCAUUAUCGUGAAUUGGAUUACAUUGAUUAUUGCUACUACACAUUGGAGAGAUUUUCCAAACAAGAAUAUUGGAAAAAGGGUAUCCAUGAAAUCGCUCAAACAUUUAUUGUGAAGUACUUUUGGGGUGCUGCUGGGUUGGUUUUAUGUUCAUCGCCUAUAUUCAUUGCCAAGUACCUUGGGGAGGAAGAUGACAACAAUGCCGCUGGUAAAUUCAUCACCAAUAGAAGGUUAUUGCUUAGUGCUUCUGACUCAUUAGAUCGAUUAAUCUAUGCCAGGAGGUAUUUGUUACAAAUUGUUGGUCACGCGACUAGAGUAUCUGAUUUCCAAGAUACAUUGGCCGAUGUGGCGCUGAGAAGGAAAGAUAUUACGUCAAAUGUCAAAUACAACAAUGAUGCGAUUAUCUUUGACAAAGUGAGGUUGUUAACACCAGCAGAUGUCACACUUAUUGAAAGCUUGAGUUUUUCCAUCAAACUGGGUGAUCACUUGUUAAUUGCUGGUCCUAAUGGAUCUGGAAAAUCGUCAUUGUUUAGAAUGCUUGGUGGAUUAUGGCCAGUAAAAGAAGGUACAAUCACCAUCCCCACCGCUGAAAACAUGUUUUAUAUCCCACAAAGAGCUUAUUUAUUACAAGGCACAUUGAAAGAGCAAAUCAUUUACCCGCAUCCACUUAAUAAACAAACAAAAUCUGACAAAGAAUUGCAAUCGAUAUUGAGAAUAUUGAAACUAGAUGAUUUUGUUGAUCAGUUGAACGAAGUAAAGAACUGGGAUGAGGAAUUGUCCACGGGUGCACAGCAACGAUUGGCCAUGGCGAGAUUGUACUACCACGAACCUAAGUUUGCCGUGUUGGAUGAAUGUACAUCAGCAGUAAGUCCCGAUAUGGAACAGUUUAUGUAUGAGCACGCACAAAGCUUGGGUAUAACAUUGUUGUCAGUUGCACAUCGUCCAGCUUUGUGGCAUUUCCACAAAUACUUGUUGAAAUUCGAUGGUAAAGGUGGCUAUUAUUUUGGUAAAUUGGAUGCUGAAAGGAGAUUGAAAUUGGAGAAGGAAAGAGUGGCUUUGGAAAAAGUGUUGCGUGAUAUACCCAUGUUGAAAGAAAGAUUAGCUGAGUUGAAGAAUGUAUCCAAGUUGCAACAUCAAAGAUAUGAGAAAAAGGCUGUUAGAUCGGGUUAG